Messenger RNA from Musa acuminata subsp. malaccensis (wild Malaysian banana), 911 nucleotides. RefSeq lists its product as uncharacterized. The record is from RefSeq and is a predicted model, not a curated record. NCBI's taxonomy places the organism in Eukaryota, Viridiplantae, Streptophyta, Magnoliopsida, Zingiberales, Musaceae.
AAGAGCUGACGUUGGUUUGAGCGCCUCUAUAAAUUGAGCUCUCGGGGCGCCCCUCUUUCCGUGGCGCGCUCGGUGGUUCCACGCGGCGUGGAGGAUAGCAGAAGUGCGGGAGCGAUCGGCGGCGAUAUUCCUCUUAUCGUUGAGUUCUAUUGUUGGGAAGUCUCUUCUUCUCGUAAUCGCUUCCCGGAUUUGGGUUUCCGUCGCUUGACCUUGAUCCAAGACAGUGCAACGAGAGGACCGGGUCAUCCAUUAGCUGAGAAAUGGAGGUAUAUGGCAAUUCUAUGAUUGCCGAGCCGAGCAAUGUGAUUUACUUGACCAGUAUUCUUAACAAGGGUGGGCCGGUUCCUAGUCACAAAUGUGACAAGAGAUGCCAAAAUGAGCAUGUGUUUGGAAACAUGUACCGCUGCAAACUAACAGGAUUGACGCACAUCUGUGAUAAAAAUUGUGACCAGAGGAUUUUGUACGAUAACCAUAGUUCUCUCUGCAGAGUGAGCGGGCAGGUUUUCCCUCUUUCGCCAGCAGAAGAACAGGUGGUAAGAGGACUGCGGAGGAAGCUCGAAGUCACGAAAACUGAUGGCUGUGCUUUUAAGCGCAGACGAGAUGCCCAGCUGCAUCCUUCUCCUUUUGAGAGGGCUUUUGCUGCAGUCUCUCCAAUAUGCAAUCAAAUUGGAGAUGGCAUGGAUAUGAGUUAGAGCUGAUUUGGUCCCUCCAUCUCCGUUUCCCCCUUUGUUUCUUCUCUUGCCAUCUUUCUUUUGGAUGGAGUUGAGAACUUUUGUUCUAUUAUGGGACCUGAUAUCGUACUAUAUAUGUCAUGGGUAUGCAGGUAAUCUGUAGUAACUUCAAAUUCAUGUUGCUCUGCUGUAAGUGUUUGAACAAUUAAUUGGGAGUAUAAUAAUCUUGGGUACCAACUA